AUGUCGGCGCACGGACAGGCUCACGGCCAUUUCAUCAAGGCCGACCCUGGCAUGGCCCAUUCGAGGGUCAAGCCCAUGUUUUCCCAAGACACGGCAGUGGCAUUUGGUGGCUUAGUGGCCAACUGGUGCCUGGACACGCUCAGAAAUCUACACAUGAGCAUGGCUGCCCAGCACAUGUUUCUUUCCCAGACAAUAUGA
This is a messenger RNA of Clonostachys byssicola, 198 nucleotides long. Lineage: Eukaryota; Fungi; Ascomycota; Sordariomycetes; Hypocreales; Bionectriaceae. The record is from the annotation of a GenBank genome assembly.